Molecule: messenger RNA, 1405 nt
Organism: Monodelphis domestica (gray short-tailed opossum)
Lineage: Eukaryota; Metazoa; Chordata; Mammalia; Didelphimorphia; Didelphidae
Source: RefSeq, a predicted model, not a curated record
CCUCCCAGUCUGCUCUCUGAGCUUGGUGUUUGGACUUAGCUCUGCUAUUCUCAGUGGAGUCAAGAUUACAAAAAGGACAACUUUUAUCUCUAGUUCCUAGUCAGCUCACUGCUUUCUGCUGUUUUUCAGAAAACCAGGAAUUGAAGAUCAUGUCUGGGAAGCCCAUACUUCAUUACUUCAAUGGAAGAGGCAGAAUGGAAUCAGUGCGCUGGCUCUUGGCAGCUGCUGGAGUCGAGUUUGAAGAAAGGAAUUUUGAAACAGCUGAACAACGUGAGAAUUUAAUUAAGAGUGGAAAAUUGAUGUAUCAACAAGUGCCAAUGGUUGAAAUCGAUGGAAUGUACUUGGUACAAACCAGAGCCAUCCUAAGAUAUAUAGCUUCGAAAUACAACUUGUAUGGGAAGGACCUGAAGGAGCAAGCACUUAUUGACAUGUACGUGGAAGGAAUGCGAGAUCUAUAUGACAUAAUUAUGCUCCAACCAUUGUGUUUGCCUCAAGACAGAAAGGAGACUCUCAGAGUCAUUGCUGAGAGAGCCAACCAAAGAUUUCUCCCUGUAUACGAGAAGGCAUUAAAGGAUCCUGGGAAAAAUUACCUUGUUGGCAACCAGCUGAGCUGGGCAGAUAUACUUCUGCUUGAAUUCAUCUUAAUGGUUGAAGAAUGUAAGCCCGGCAUUCUCUCGGCAUUCCCUAAACUACAGAUAAUUCCAUCCAUAGAUACAGCAGUGAGUUCAAAGCUAGAAUCAGCAAGCUCCCCAGGAUUCAGAAAUUCCUUCAGCCUGGCAGUCAAAGAAAGCCACCAAUGGAUGAUCAAGCUGUUGAAGAAGCAACGAAAAUAUUUAACCUUGAAAAAGGCUUGUAUGUUAAGCACAAGGGUGUUAUAUUAGCUGAUUUCUAAAGAGCACAAUUAAUAUUUCAGUUUCUACCUGUAGUAACAUUCACAGAAAUACUAGUAUGUGCCCCUGUAGCAUUUCUAGUCCAUAACUAGCAAAUAUGAUGCUUCCCUCUAGAGUUUGUAUAAAUCAGAAAACCUAAUCUUUAUAAUGCUUAUUAUAAAACUUUAAUUAGAACUUGAUUUUGCUCAGGUUCAUAGAAUCACAGAUUCUUUUUUUUUUCAUUUUAUUCCAAAUUUAACAAACAGCUAAAUUUAGAACCAGAAGAGACCUCAGACAUCAUUGAGUCUAGCCUCUUUAUUUUAUGAGUAUAGAAAUUGGGGACAAGAAAGGUUAAAUAAUUUACCCAACAUCACACAGGUGGUAGGGUCAGGAUUCAAACUUGGGUCUCCUGUUUCCAAAUUCAACACUUUUUCAACUGUUACACUAUUUCUCCUUUGAUUCAUCUAAAGUUUUCUGGAAAGUGGAAAAUUUUGUAAUAAAAUGAAAAUCAUUUGAAAACAAGAUAAAAAGUAAAA